AUGGAGACCAAUUACAUUAUCAGUCGACAACAACAUCUGUUCUUUGAAGAGCAUGGAUAUCUCGUCAUAACCAAUGGUUUUACCAGAGAAGAAAUCGAAAAGCACAAGAUCUGGGCCAAAGUCGUUCGUGAUCUUCCACAGACCCAUGAGCCUUGUGGUUACCUCCAAUACCAGGAAAUCAACAACAAAGGCGAGCGUGUGCUUUGCAGAGUCGAGAACUUCGCCGAGGAAGUAUUUGGGUUCAACUCACUUCUUCGUGGUAUGAAGCUUGUUGGCAUUGUUAGCCAGUUGGCUAAUACACACAUGGUUUUGUUCAAAGAUAAGCUCAAUUACAAAUCUGCGGGUGCAGGUGGCUUUGCAGCUCAUGUUGAUCGUGUUGGUUAUGGCGCCUUUAGUAACCUUAAGCACUUGUCUAUUGCCAUUGCAAUCGAUCCGGCCCACACAGGAAACGGUGGUAUCGAGGUAGUUCCGGGUAGCCACAAAAUGGAUGUCCCAAUCGGCGCCGACAAUACUCUUGAAAAGAGUUGGGUUGAAGCUCAGCAAUGGGUGCCCGUUGAUCUCAAAUCUGGUAAGUCAGAUCUCCUGAUCCAAAGUGCCAAACACAGAAAUAACGGAGUGCAAAAAGGUGACAUGCUGAUCUUUGGCACCUCAUUCGCUCAUAGGAGUGGACCAAAUCUCAGCACACAUGAUCGUCGAGUCAUCUAUGCAACCUACAAUCGUGCGAUCGAUGGCGACAACCACGAUGCCUAUUAUCUUGAGCGUGCGAAGAGAUACCCAUCGAGUCACCAUCGCAUUCCCGGUGUUGACUAUCGUGAUGGUUCUGCAAGCUAUGCGUACGGCACACCAAUGCUCACCAUCGAAAACCUGGAAUCGAACGCGACUGCAGGAAAGAAUGACAACGACAAUGGAUCUUCCAAUUAA
Molecule: messenger RNA, 921 nt
Organism: Sclerotinia borealis F-4128
Lineage: Eukaryota; Fungi; Ascomycota; Leotiomycetes; Helotiales; Sclerotiniaceae
Source: the annotation of a GenBank genome assembly